Molecule: messenger RNA, 1554 nt
Organism: Striga hermonthica
Lineage: Eukaryota; Viridiplantae; Streptophyta; Magnoliopsida; Lamiales; Orobanchaceae
Source: the annotation of a GenBank genome assembly
AUGGAGAUGAAGCUUAUGCUUCUCUCUAAACCUCACUCACUCUCCAUUUUCGAAAAAUUUCGACCCUUAUUUCAGUUUUCUCUAAACCUCAAUGGCAAACGCUCUAAACCCAUUGCUCAAAUCUCCUCACUAGCCCCCAAUUGCAGAUCAGCAAAACACCCAGUUUCAGAAUCGGUCGAUUAUUCGAUCGAUACGAUUUACGGGCACGCAGGCUGCACCUCAAAAGAGCUUUCUUGUGUUGUGUACAAUGAAACCCUACGUGAACUGUGUGAAGGAAGAGAAAUCGAUGAAGCCAUGUCCACACUAGCUCGAAUGGAGGCCUUGGGCUGCCGGCCCGACCCGGGUUCUUAUUCCUGUUUGAUAACCGGGCUUGCAGAGGUAGGUAGGACGCUAGAAGCAGAUGCGAUUUUUCAAGAAAUGACGAUUUCGGGCUGUAGGCCAAAAAUCAGGCUGUUCAAUGCCAUGCUCAGAAGCUGUUUGAAGAAAAGCCUGUUAGACCUCUGUGAUAGAUUGCUAACAGCCAUGGACAAGUCGGGUUUAGAGAAGAAUCAUAAAACGUUUGAAAUUUUGAUUGAUUACUACGUGAGCGCGGGACGAUUGAACGACACGUGGCUCUUGAUAGCCGAGAUGAAAAGAAAGGGAUAUUCUCCGAAUUCGUACGUGUAUAGUAAGAUUAUCGAGAUUUAUAGGGAUAAUGGGAUGUGGAAAAAAGCAAUUAGGAUUUUGAGCGAGGUGCAGGCAAAUGGGGUGGGUUUGGAUCGGAAAAUAUAUUUUAGCAUCAUUGAUACUUUUGGGAAGCAAGGGGAAUUGAGUGAGGCUAUGGAGGCUUUUGAGAAAAUGCUAGAGGAUCGUACAAAUCCGGGUAUUAGAAUCUGGAGUUCUUUAAUUCGAUGGCAUUUUAAAUUUGGGGAUUAUGUUGGUGCUCUUGAUUUGUUUAGUAGGAUGCAGGAACUAGGGCUUUAUCCGGACCCGAAGAUUUUCAUGACCAUUAUUUCGAGUCUUGGGGAGCAAGGGAAGUGGGAAGAAGUGAAGAGAAUUUUCGAGAUUAUGAAACACAGAGGACAAGAAAAGAGCAGUGCCGUUUAUGCCGUUUUAGUCGAUAUUUAUGGGCACUAUGGGAAGUUCGAAAAUGCUGAGGAUUGUGUACGAGCUCUAAAAUCGGAAGGCAUUCAGCUGACGCCUGAUAUUUUUUGUGUUCUGGCAAAUGCUUAUGCUCAGCAGGGAUUAUGUGAACAAACUGUGAGAGUACUGCAGCUCAUGGAAGCAGAAGGAAUUGAAACAAAUCUAAUAAUGCUGAAUGUGCUGAUUAAUGCCUUUGCUACAGCCGGACGGCACAUGGAGGCCAUGGCAGUCUAUCACCAUAUACUCGAUAGUGGUAUUAGCCCGGAUGUUGUGACAUAUAGCACAGUGAUGAAGGCUUUUUUGUGGUCAAAGAAAUUCGAUCAGGUCCCUAAGAUAUAUAGUGAGAUGGAAGCUUCUGGAUGUUCACCAGAUAGAAAAGCACGCGAAAUGUUGAAGUCUGCUUUAACUGUUCUUGAGCAAAGGCAUCGAUAA